Messenger RNA from Mesorhabditis spiculigera, 891 nucleotides. NCBI's taxonomy places the organism in Eukaryota, Metazoa, Nematoda, Chromadorea, Rhabditida, Rhabditidae. The record is from the annotation of a GenBank genome assembly.
AUGGCUAAAGACCUUGUUCACCUUCAACAUUUCCUGGGCCAACGUCUCGAGGAGCGAUGCGGACGCGAAAUUGAUUUUAUUGUUAAUCGGUUUUGGGCAGCGCGGAGGAGCGCGAUUCCCAUGAGCCACACCGAGCAGCGCCUUUUACUACGUGCCGCCCACACGAUGGCCGACAAAUACGCCGGUACCGCCAAUUUUCAGAGCUUCUUGGAGCUGGUGUCUAAUGAGGCCUACGAAAUGCUCCAACACCCGCCACAGGUGAAACCCGAAGAGACAGCCCUUUUCCUCAGUCAAAGCUGGAGUCGUCCGAUCGAAGGAGGGCCUGCCAAGGAGCUUCAAAACCUCGGUGACGGGAAUUUGGACCUAAACGCCAGAAAAUACGCCCUGGACAACCUAAUCUCCCUGGCCAACUCGCACUUUUUGGAUGGUCAAUUCCUCGAUGAUGCCCUACCCGUAUUUUUCGAUAUUUUGGAGGUAUUGCCUGACGUUCUGAUAAUGUUCUCAAAGCUGCUGGAAAGCGAGGAGUCAAUUAUACAAAAGAAAAGUUUUGCUGCGAGGAUAGCAGUGGAAAUUGUGGAUAUGCUGGAUGGGGGAACGUGCUCCCCAACCCGUACAUCAAAUCUCCUCUCAAUACUCGUCCAUUUCUACGUCUUUACCGUAUCCAAUCGAUUCCGACAAAAACUAGGGCUUAUUCUCGUGAAUUCGCUAUCUCCAUCGUAUCACUCGAAAAUCGCCCGUCAACUGGCCAGUCACGGGGUCUGCGCCCUCGGGCUACUCGUACAGUGUACUAACGCGGAACUAAAGGAAAUCCACGCAAUUACCGUGGCAAACAGUCGUCAACCCCUCGUAAAACUCGACAAGUUUAUGGAAAAACGGGCCGGCCGUCGAUCC